Rotaria socialis is the source of this 1362-nucleotide messenger RNA. Lineage: Eukaryota; Metazoa; Rotifera; Eurotatoria; Philodinida; Philodinidae. The record is from the annotation of a GenBank genome assembly.
AUGCACCUAAGCAUUAGCAAAUUUUUACAGCCAAAUUUUCCUCAGAAAAGUGUUUUAAGUUUAUCAAAUGCUAUUGUUGGUGUGUCGGUUCUCUCGAUGCCAUAUUGUUACCAUCAAUGCGGAAUUAUUUUAGCAACACUACUUAUGAUUAUCUCCGCAAUAAUCACGUCAUAUUCAUGUAAAAUUCUUAUUUCAAGUGCUCAUGCAAGUAAUUCAGCAACCUAUGAAUAUUUAGCAUUACGUGCUACGGGACGCACCAUGAAAUUAGUUGUGGAAUUGAGUUCCAUCGGCCUUUUAUUAGGUUCUAUUGUUGCUUAUCAAAUGAUUGUUGGUGAUCUUGGUUCAGUAGUUGUUGCACAAACACUUGAUGUGACGAACUCACAGUUGAUACGAGGUUUAGUCAUUCUCAUAUUGACAUUUACGGUUUCUUUCCCAUUGAGUUUAUCUGAACGAUUUGAUCAUUUAACGCCGAUAUCAAUUCAAUCGAUUAUAUUCUAUUUAUUCUUUGGCGUAUAUAGCUUUGUUCAAUGUGGAUUGAACUCAACUAGCAUACUAUUAAAUCUGAACAAAAUUGUUUACUGGAGAUGGAGUGGAAUAUUUGUUAGUUUACCAAUUAUAUCACUUUCAUUUUCAUGUCAAACAAUGUUAUUUGUUGUUUUUUCUGAAUUAUCUGAUGCAACUUCACAUGCGAUGAAUGAUGUCAUUGAUUUAUCAGUGACCAUUGUUGGACUGAUGUAUUUUAUUGCUGGUAUCUUUGGAUAUUUGGCGUUUUUUCCAACGUAUGCAUUCAUACCAGGAAAUGUCAUGCAAAUAUUCCCGAAAAAUUUAUUUCAACAAAUAUUUUUAUGGGGUUUUAUACUUAAUUGUACAACGGGUAUUCCAUUUAUGGUUAAUCCGACACGUAUAAGCUUGUAUACAUUAUGGAACAAUCAACAACAACAAUCUCUUUUUGGCGAACGUCAUAUUAUUCCUAGACGAUUAAUCAUUGUAUUUACAGCUAUUGUCGUGUUUUUACCGACACUUAUUGCAAUAUUUAUUCCUAACCUUGAAUUCGUCUUAGCGUUAACUGGCGCAACCAGUGGGCAAUUAAUUUGUUAUAUACUACCUGCAAUCAUUGCUCUUCAUGUGAUGCCUCAUGGAUUGAGCACUCUCAAAACAAAAGUAUUAAUGAUAAUUGGCAUCAUUUCGUUAGUUAUUUGUACAAUAAUGACAUUUAAAACUGAAUUUGUAGAUAAUAAUGUUUUAUCAUCGUCGUCAUCAUCAUCAUCAUUCUCGUCAUCAUCAACAGCUACUACGACGAGUAUCAAUAAGUUUUUAACAAUAAUGAAUUCAUCGGCGACGAAUUUUUCUGGCAAGAACUAA